UUCAUUUGUAAUUCUGUAAUUCCAAACAUGAGUCAUAUUUCGUAAGAGUGCAAUUCUGACAUAUAGUGUCACACUAUAAUUUCAACUUGAUAAAUUAUAAUAAACUCUAUGAUGUACUACUUAAGCAAGUAUCUGAUUACACUGAGUUCUGAUUGGCUGAGGAGAGAUAAGUUACUCAAAGCCACUACUGGUGGUGUAUAAAAACCUCAUAGUGCCAGUGAGUACAGUGAAAUUAACGUUCAGGACAACAAGGGAUACAUGGAUAAUUGAUCAAAAAAAUGUGUAUGAUGAGAAACAUUUAUUGCUAUAGUCUAUUUUAUGCUAAUUCAAGAGAUAACAAGGUUAUGACAUUUAUUUUAUUUUCCCUGGAUGUGCGUACGUGGAGGAAAACCCUCUGUGUUGAAGCAAGAUAAUGUCAGACAGGCAGAGAGGGUGAUCUGUAGGGUUGAUAGGGCUAACUGCUCUUCACCGGGCUGCUCUGAUAACAGCUGCAUUAGACCAGCCGAGGGUCCACUUACAUUCAUCAUCCACUAAUACAGCAGGCUGUGAACCAAUUACAGACGCUCUGCCACCAUGUCCGAAGAGGAAACUGUACCGUUCUUAGUGGCGAACAAGAAGGAGCUCAUCGAAGCCAAACGCACCAGCAUCACCGUGGGGGACCGGGUCAUAGUCGUCAUUCAUCACCAGGGAGUUUUCUAUGCUAUGGAUGCGCACUGUUAUCAUGCAGGUGGAUCUUUGUUAAAUGGAGAUAUUGAGGAAAUUGACAACAAGCUUUGCAUUGUGUGUCCAAAGCACAAGUACAAGAUCAGCCUGGCAGAGGGCGAGGGGCUUUACAACGCCUCAAAUCCAAAAGACAAAGACAAGCCGCCUUGCUGGUUGUCCAAAGGCAUAAAACAACGAGUACACAAGGUGACUGAGGUGGACGGGAACAUCUACGUGACGCUGUCCGAAACACCUGGGUGGAUCGACUCGGACUAUUAUCAGACUGAAAAGGGCAGAGCGGAGCUGAAGAAAGCAAAGGAUUCAGACACGGACAAAUCAGCGACAAGCUAAUUGCCAGGAAUGACCGAUGAGACAAAAGUUUCUGAAUGCAUGAGGAUGGAUAUUGAAUGCUAGCUAUCUUACUGAUAUUUCUUCAUUUUAAAGAUUGUCAGGACUGUUUAAGCAUUAAAUACGUAAGGAAUAAAACACGAUAAGGUGUGCUGUUAUAGAAAAAUAAUCACUGACCGGAUGGUGUCAUGCGGAAAGCUGUUACCACCCCGGAGUGGAUUAUUUUCCUGGCUCAGCAUGCCCCGAAGUGUUUUAUUCCUCUUAUACCUCACCAAUUUGUU
This is a messenger RNA of Ictalurus furcatus (blue catfish), 1331 nucleotides long. RefSeq names its product Rieske (Fe-S) domain containing (gene rfesd). Gene Ontology annotation, molecular function: 2 iron, 2 sulfur cluster binding. Lineage: Eukaryota; Metazoa; Chordata; Actinopteri; Siluriformes; Ictaluridae. The record is from RefSeq and is a predicted model, not a curated record. The coding region runs from base 574 to 1053 and encodes 159 amino acids. The transcript has 4 exons.